AUGGCAUAUCUAUCAAAUUUCAACUCCGAAACGGGCAAAACCAUACUCGUGGACAUUCUGAAGACGGUGAACCAAACGGAAAACUCGAAAAAACUUGCUGAAGCAAAAGCCAACUCGGGGAAGGAGAUGAUCAAAAUGAUGCAGUAUGUCUUCCCUCUGGUGAUGCAGAUUCAGAUCGAAGUUAUCAAGGACUACGGAUUUCCCGGAAGCCGCGAAGGUCUCGUACAGUUUGAACAAAUCAUCCGCGAGUUCGAACGCGAGGAUGUUGACAUCGCUCGUUUACGUGCCCAGAUAAGAUCAAUCUAUCUACCUCCUAUCAACAUCAACAGCACGAAUGAUGUUUUGAUUUAG
This is a messenger RNA of Anopheles nili, 351 nucleotides long. RefSeq names its product protein C10. NCBI's taxonomy places the organism in Eukaryota, Metazoa, Arthropoda, Insecta, Diptera, Culicidae. The record is from RefSeq and is a predicted model, not a curated record. Gene Ontology annotation, biological process: post-embryonic development. The transcript has a single exon. Bases 1 to 351 code for a protein of 116 amino acids.